AUGCAAUUAAGACGUGAUUUGACCAAUAUUGCUGCACAAGCUUUGACUGCCCUGAAUUUUUUCGAAGGAUUUAUGGAGCUAGUAACUGAAGAAGUGAUAGACGAAGCAGUGACCGAGUUCUACAGUGGUGAAUGGAAGAAUGAUGUUCGCAGUGGUUUUGGCGUAUGUGAACGAACCGAUGGAUUGCGGUAUCAGGGUGAAUGGGCAAAUAACGCCAAAAACGGCUAUGGUGUUACGACUUUAAAGGAUGGAACGUGAGC
Messenger RNA from Strongylus vulgaris, 260 nucleotides. NCBI's taxonomy places the organism in Eukaryota, Metazoa, Nematoda, Chromadorea, Rhabditida, Strongylidae. The record is from the annotation of a GenBank genome assembly.